Aureobasidium melanogenum CBS 110374 is the source of this 2532-nucleotide messenger RNA. Its product is annotated as sterol glucosyltransferase. The coding region runs from base 1 to 2532 and encodes 843 amino acids. The transcript has 6 exons. Lineage: Eukaryota; Fungi; Ascomycota; Dothideomycetes; Dothideales; Saccotheciaceae. Gene Ontology annotation, molecular function: hexosyltransferase activity; UDP-glycosyltransferase activity. Gene Ontology annotation, biological process: carbohydrate metabolic process. The record is from RefSeq and is a predicted model, not a curated record.
AUGAAAGGACAUGGAUCUAUCGACUCUGACAGCACUCUAAGUGAGGACUUUGAAGCAGGUUCACUGCCUCCCCCUCGCUACGACCAGAUCUAUCAUGCUAGUCACGAUCCCGAAACUGUAGAACUUGGUGCAGAAGGUCCUUACCACAUUAGAGAUGAUGGACGUGUCGACAUCGAUUUUAAUUCGAGUGUCAUUCGAGCUUUCUCAAAAUGCUUUCCUUCUGCGCCAGACGAAGACUCACAACCAGCGCCUCCUGCCUACGAAUCCAAGAGGCCCUUCGAUCCUAGCACAGCAUCAAGCCUGAAAUGGAACAUCAAGCUCAAUAUCGUAAUCCAGGUCGUUGGUUCUCGGGGAGACGUACAGCCUUUCAUUGCUCUGGGCACCGAGCUUCAGCGAUACGGUCAUAGAGUACGAAUUGCUACUCACGACAUGUUUGCUGCCUUCGUCCGACAGGCUGGACUCGAAUUUUAUCCCAUAGGAGGAGACCCGGCAUCCUUGAUGGCCUACAUGGUCAAGAAUCCCAGCCUCAUGCCUUCAAUGAAAACAAUCAUGUCCGGCGAGAUUGGUCGCAAACGUCAAAUGGUCGCCGAGAUGCUUUCAGGCUGUUGGGACUCGUGUGUCCUGCCUGAUCAGUUCAGUGGUCAACCUUUUGUAGCGGAUGCCAUUAUUGCGAACCCUCCAAGCUUUGCCUAUAUACAUUGCGCACAAGCUCUGGGCAUUCCUGUCCACCUCAUGUUCACGAUGCCAUGGACAAGCACGCGUUCCUUCCCACAUCCUUUGGCAAAUUUGACCAACGUCGACGAAAGUCAUGCAGCGGCAAACUACAUGUCCUAUCAUGUGGUCGAGCUGAUGACCUGGCAAGGAUUGGGCGACGUGAUUAAUGAUUGGCGAGAGAGCAUCGAGCUUGAGCCUAUCAACUUUCUGGACGGCCCAGCAUUGGCACAAAUGCUUAAAGUCCCCUUCACCUACUGCUUCUCACCAGGCUUAGUGCCCAAACCUGAAGACUGGCCAGAGUAUGUUGACAUAUGUGGGUUCUUCUUCCGAGAUGAUCCUGCCUGCACUCCGGAACCUGGUCUCGUGGACUUCUUAGCCGCAGGACCUCCACCUGUGUAUUUCGGCUUCGGCAGCAUAGUUCUUGAUGAUCCUGCCAAGAUGUUGUCUACAAUUCUCGGUGCUGUAAAGGCUGCCGGUGUAAGAGCAAUCAUUUCUAAAGGAUGGUCUAAUCUCGAUGGUGACGCGAGCGAAAAUAUCUUCUAUAUUGGUGACUGCCCACACGAAUGGUUGUUCCCGCGUGUGGCAGCUGUCGUACACCACGGUGGAGCAGGCACUACCGCCUGUUCCCUAAAAAAUUCUCGCCCGACACUGGUCUGCCCAUUCUUCGGAGAUCAACCUUUCUGGGGCCAUAUGAUUGCUAAUUCUGGUGCUGGUCCGGAUCCUUUACCACCACGCCAUAUGACUAUUGACUCGCUAGCUGAAGCCAUCCGUUUUCUGAUGAGGAAAGAGACAGCCUUAGCAGCUGAAGUCAUUGCAGAGCGCAUGGACCGCGAGCAGGGUGUUCAAGCCGCCGUAAACUCUUUCCACAGGCAUCUCCCUCUCGAGACGAUGCAAUGUGAUCUUAUUCCAGACCAACCAGCCGUCUGGACUAUCAAAUCAGGUCGCAGAGAAGUCAAGAUAUCUAAGCUUGCUGCAGAGAUCGCGAUAUCACAACGCAAUAGUCUGCAGAAAGACCUCAAGACGUACAGAACGAAGCCCCUCAUAAUUGACCCCAUCCGGUGGGAGCCCUUAAGUGGUGGGAUAUCCGCUUCUGUGGGGACUACGGUGGACAUCGGUAGAUGCCUCACUGGCAUGGUUACAGAACCCAUCAAAGCAUACAGUAAAGAACGACGACGACAAGACCGGAUAGACGCCACUGAGCGGCUCGAAGAAUCUCAGCAGCUAGCGGAGUCAAGUUCGAGUAUUCAUACCGUCACAUCAACAAAAUCACGCGGCAAACAGCCAUCUGCGGGAGGUAAAGCAGCACUGGCUGGUGCGAAGAGUCUCGGCUGGUUGGCGCCCAAAGCCAUAAAGGGGGCAGCUGUCGACAUCCCCCUAGCUCUUGCGGAAGGAUUCCGCAUUCUACCAAAACUUUACGGCGACGAGAUACGUGACCACGGCAGAGUUACAGGAGCUGCAAGUGGCUUUGCUGUGGGUGGUAAAACGUUCGCCUAUGGUCUGUAUGAUGGUAUUGCGGGUCUUGGUGUACAACCUUACAAAGAAUAUAAGAAGUCAGGCGCUGUAGGCAUAGUGACCGGAUUGGGCAAGGGAUUAGCUGGCCUUGUGACCAAACCGGGAGCCGCUGCGGUCGGUGCAUGGGCUUAUCCAACGGCUGGAAUAACAAAAACCAUUCGCUCUGCGGUAUAUAACAAGUCACGGAAGCUGAUUGAAGUGCAGCGUGCUGCCGAAGGUCGGUGGUUGGCAGAACAACAGCAGUGGACCGGGAGCCAGAAGAUUGCAUUGAUGGAGAAGUUUAAUGAAUUGGGAUCUAAGAAGUAG